AAAGGGGAGGAGGUAGAGCAAGCUGUAUGUCUCUCCUGCAUCAGCGUCAACAUCACUGCCACGCCAGCCUUCGUCACCAGAAAGCAACGAGAAAGGAUUGUCGCACAACAGAACUUAAAAAAAACCACACCAUCAGCACCAGCGGCCCCUCCUCCUCCAUCAGACGUGCAUCCACAGAUUAGGCCAAGAUGGUUCUACGUUCCCCAGACACAGGCAUCUAAAGCUGCCCCAGGCAGGAGGAGCUCUCCCGGGCUUGAUCUGUGAGGAGAGGCGAGAAGCCAACGGACGGUAAUAUGGGCAACCAGGAGGCUAAGCAAAAGAAAGCUGCAGCAGCAUCGGGUAAUGGAAGCUACCCUUCACUGGAUGAAGGAUGGAGAGAGGGAGGAGGGGACACCACAAAAAAAGGAGGAAAGAAACACCAUGGUAAGCAUGGGGGUAAAGGAGCAGGCAGCGGUGGAGGAGGAGGGGGGAUGCAUGGCACAGGACCAGGAAAGAAGAAAAACAAAUCAGAGUCCAAGUCCUCUGUUUUCUCCAUCCGGAAGAGAAAGGGCAACCUGAAAGGGAAAGGAGAUGCGUGUUCAUCAGUAACAGGCUCAAAGGAGGACGUUUUAAUAUCGCAACAUGAUGAACUGGACAGCACAAAAACACCUGAAAUGUCCGCAGAUGAGCUGGGACAGUCGGACACUGAGGUUGAGAAGAAAAAGAAACCAGAGCCAGGGACAAAGGAUAAAGAUGGACCACAGCGGAAACAGGAAAUGCAGCGGAAAACCUCAACGGCGGCAACAUCUCCUGCAGAGGAUGGGGUGCAGAAGGGAGGUAGCUCGGGGUCGGACACUGAUAUUUACAGCUUCCACUCAGCAGCUGACCACGAGGAUUUGCUAGCUGACAUCCAGCUUGCUAUAAGGCUUCAGCACCAACAGCAUGGGGGGGUUAACUCAAUUGUGGAAGCACCAGGAGGGGGUGUAAAGGAUCUGAGCUGGGCAGGAGGAGAGGGGAGGAGGAAGCAGAGCAACGGGCUGGUUAAAUUAACUCCUCCUGAGGUGUUGGAUCUGACUCCAGAAUUAGAACUGGGGUCUGACGCCCUGUCAUUCCUAGAGACAGGGACUCUGCCUGGCUCUGUCAAGCACGCGGACCAGUCACCAACACCACACCCCCCAUUGCACUCAGAGGUACAGGACAGGAGGGAGGAGAAGGAGGAGGAGGGACUGGAGCAUCCGGAGCAGGGGGAGAAAGAAGUCUCUCUUUGUGUUGCCACAGGCACAAAAGACCAGCAUGCUUGGGUGCAGCAGCCCCCCGACACAGCCAUCACCAUGGCUACAGCUGGGGGGGAAGCAGUCAGCCCGGUCCCCAUGACAACUGGUUUUAACAGCUUCCCUGACCUCACAUUUGACAGCGCUGGGAAAAGCCCAGGGGAUGAAGUGGAAGCAGGAGGCGAAGGAGAGGAUGCAGGGCAGUCUGAGGUGGAUGUUGACCUCAGUCCUCCAUCUAACAGCCACAACAGAAGUCUUGAACCCACCGAAGGGGGGACAUCAGGGACUGUGUUUGAAGAAGGUGAGGGUCAGUUGGGUUCAGCUACCAGUGCUGAGUCCCUUGAGGACUGCUUGAGUGCUGGAUCUGAACCCAACCACUCUGCUGCUGCCAGCACCAGUGCCUCCCCCUCCAACCAGGAAUGCAGACGGAGCAGCGUGUGCUUUACCCCACUGCUCCCCCAGGAGAGCCCUACAUUGGCCAAACGACUCCUCAGGUCCACCCAAUCCUGCUCUUCCUCUGUCCCUGUGGUGAAACCCUACCCUCCCAUCUUCCCCUCUUAUAUCAAGACCACCACGAGACAGCUCAGCUCCCCAGGACACUCCCCGGCCCUGUCUCCCUCCCACAGCCCCCUAUCCCCGCGCAGAGCCCACCACCACCUCCACAGGACCAUGGUUGAAGGUCAUCAAGUCCGUAGGCAGCGCUCUCGAAGUCUUGCUGGGUCUCUGAGUCGCUCAGCUGACUGGACGGAGGAGCUUGAAAGGAGGCUGAGAAGCAGAGAGGAGGAUGGAGGAGGCUCAGGAGAAUAUCUGGUGGGCUACAGAGGAGGAGGCAGCCAACCCCUCUGUGCGACCAGAAGAUCCUCCUGUGGACAAGUUUCUACUUGCGGCUUUCAGGACGUCUUCACAGGUCGAACUCUUCUGGAGAAGCUGUUCGUUCAGCAGCAGCAGGAGGAGCCGGAGGAGGCUGAGAGGCUCUGUUCCAGGAUCUUGGCCAUGGGUCUCCUGCUCCCUUUCACUGACUGCUUCAGAGAGCAGCUGGGAGGAAGCACUGCCCAAAUCACCUCCACAGCACCAGCUAAGUUUGACCAUGACCAGCUGUAUACAUGGGCAGCAGUUAAUCAGCCGCCUCAUUCCCUGGAUCCUCUUGAAGGGAAACUACCAGGGCAGCUGAAGGGCCCCUGGCCUCCAGCCAAGCCAGGCGGAGACAGCAAGACUGGACUCAAAUCCAUAGAGGCAGGCAUUUUAGAAGACAAUCAAGAACACCAUGCAGGCUUCUUGGGUUUGACGCAACAACAGAAGGAGAGCCAAGAAGAGGAAUGUGUCCUUCCUUCAACAAAACUGAAAGAAAAACACGUCAAUGUCAUCCAGCAGCUGGAACAAACCAUAGAAGAUCUCAGGACUAAGAUUGCUGAGCUGGAGCGGCAGCCCCCUCUGCUGGACAGGGACAGUAUGAAACCCACCACCUCCACCACAGACAGGGAGUGUGGAGGAGAGGAGGGCCUCCUGAGGGUGGUGUGUGACGCUCACCUGCAGACGGAGGCGGGCCCCGAUCCGGGCUGCCUGGAGGCCAAGUCGGUGCAGACCUCGCCCAUGGACGACAGCUUUAGAUUCAAAGUGCCUUGUAGUGAGCCGGUUGGAGGGAACGCGUUCCUGCAGCCUCCACCCAAGCAGGAUGGCUUCCAGUGUUUAUGUCAGCUACAGCCUCCUCCUCCUCCUCCACCUCCUCUUCCAGGAGGAGCAGUUCCUCAGAUUGUGGCGCCUCCACCCCCACCACCUCCUCCUCCACCAUUACCAGGAGGCUCAAUGCCACCUCCUCCACCUCCAUUACCUCCUGGUACAGCAGGUCCUCCACCUCCACCUCCACCCCCACCGCCACUCCCAGGUGGUAUGGCUCCACCCCCACCUCCUCCUCCUCCUCCACUUCCUGGUGGCCUUGCUCCGCCACCACCUCCUCCUCCACCUCUCCCUGGCGGCAUGGCUCCACCUCCUCCUCCAUUACCAGGAACAGGUGCCCCGCCUCCUCCACCCCCUCCUCCACCAGGAGGCAUGUUUGUUCCUCCAGCUCUUCCAGGGACUCUGGGCUCCCUGCCUCCUCCUUUGCCAUUGGGGCUGUUUGCUCUUGGUCUGACCCAGGAGAAGCCCCCCAGGAAGGCUGUGGUGGAGCCUCCCAGACCCAUGAAGCCCCUCUACUGGACCAGGAUCCAGCUCAACACCAAAAAGGAGAGUUGUUCUUCGUUGGUGUGGGAGACCAUCGAGGAGCCAGACUUGGACUUUGAAGAGUUUGUACAUUUGUUCUCCAAAACAGCUGUGAAGGAGAAGAAGCAGCCGCUUUCUGACACCAUCACCAAGUCCAAGGCCAAACAGGUUGUGAAGCUACUAAACAAUAAGCGCUCUCAGGCAGUAGGAAUCCUCAUGUCCUCCCUGCAUCUCGACAUGAAAGACAUCCAACAUGCCAUCCUGAACUUGGACAACACAGUAGUUGACCUGGAGACCCUGCAGGCCCUAUAUGAAAAUAGGGCACAGCAGGAGGAGCUGGACAAGAUUGAGAAGCACAUCAAGUCCUCAAAAGACAAGGAGAACGCCAAACCUCUGGACAAACCUGAGCAGUUUCUUCACCAGCUCUCCCUGAUCCCAAACUUCUCGGGCCGAGUCUUCUGCAUCCUCUUCCAGUCCACCUUCUCUGAGUGCAUGUCAUCCAUAACGAGGAAACUGGACACACUGCAGAAGGUUUGCAAGGCAUUGCAGGACAGUGAGACAGUGAAACAGGUUCUGGGUCUGGUCCUGGCUUUUGGUAACUUCAUGAAUGGGGGUAACCGAACCAGAGGCCAAGCUGAUGGCUUCACCCUCGACAUCCUGCCCAAACUCAAAGAUGUCAAGAGCAGCGACAACAUGAAAAGUCUUCUGGCUUACAUUGUUGCAUACUACCUCAGGCACUUCGAUGAGGAUGCUGGUAGAGAGACAUGUGUCUACCCUCUACCUGAGCCUCACGACCUGUUUCAGUCUUCACAAAUGAAGUUUGAAGAUUUUCAGAAAGACUUGGUUCGACUCAGGAAGGACCUGAGAGCAUGUACAUCAGAAGUGGAAAAGGUAUGCAAAGUUUCAGAUGAGGAUAACCUGCAGCCUUUUAAAGACAAGAUGGAGGACUUCCUCGCACAAGCUAAAAGUGAACUGGAGACCCUGGAAGCUCAACUCAGCAGCACUCACAAACUGUUCCUGGAACUCACAGUGUUCUUCUCAGUGAAGGCCAAGGCAGGAGAGAAGGAAGCAUCACCCAACACUUUCUUCUGCGUCUGGCACGAGUUCUCCUCUGACUUUAAGGAACACUGGAAGAGGGAGAACAAAGUUAUUCUCAAGGAGAGGUUAAAAGCAGCAGAAGAGUGUUUCCGACAGGCAAAGGAAAAGGGCUCCUACAGCGUCAAACCCAAACAUGCCUCUGGCAUCAAAGCCAAACUUGGCAUGAAGAUUUGACUUCUUCGGUGGACUUUGAAUCCUUUCUCAAGACUUUUGCCAUCUUUGGGCACCAGCAGUGAGUGACGGACAAAAAAAGCAUGAAGAGGACAGAAGAGAAAAACGAAGGGACAUAUGUGCAGCUGAGCCUACUCUGGACAUCUUGUUUCAUUGAUUGAUUUCUUCCACUUGAAUCAGUGUUGCCUGUUCUGUCAGCUUGAUGCCUUAUGUUGCUCUCCUCUCCAGCUGUCUGAUAACUGAAUCCAACAAAAUUAUGGAUGCUGCUGCAGGGCCACCAGGCAAAAAGGAAUCAUGUGUCGUGGGAUGGCCGCAGCUCAGAAACACUAUACAGUAUAUAAUAUACAUCAGCUGUCAGCAGUGAAGCCUAUUUGCCUCCAUUUAGCAAAUAACAAUAUCUCACUAAUUAAGAUUUUCUGCUGAAUGGUAGACAAACAACACAACACAACCCAUGCCCCGAAUAGCAUCAACAACAGGGGCUUACAUAAUUAAAACCUUAAGGAUUAUAACUUUGAAUUGUUAAACUGCAGGAGCUUAUUUGCAGUACAUUUUUGUGCAAAUAACUUAGGAACAAUAGAGAUAACUUGCACAAGGGUCAGGAGGAUGUAAGGCUGCAGGCAACUGCAGUAACAGUAACGGAUCUAGCCAAGCACAAAUACAUGUGCACUCGGAUGUGUCAUUUCAUCACUUGUAUGUUGAGUUGAGACAACACACACAGUUGAUUUAAUUUUCUACACAACAUGCAUUCAUCAUCUUCAUAUACAUCAGCAUGCAACAUGACUACUAAAUGGAACUUGAUGGUUCAUUCUUGAAAUAGUUGAAAAACAUUCUCAAGGUAGUAGAAAGUUAAGAAGCCAUGGGCCUGAGAAAAGUGUGGCCAUUUAUAAAGCACUUUAUGUUCUGGUUCAUAAUUCCAUAACUGUGAGACAUACAAGCAAAAAAAAAAAAUUUCAAUUUGUUGAUUUAGGAAUACACCUGUUUUCACAUUAUGUUAAUCAUAAACCAUUAUAUUUGAAACAUUAUACAUGGUCAUAACCCUUGAAUGCAUUGGACAAUUGCAAAAAAAACCUUUUGGUGGCACACAUUAACAUACAUUUAGGGAAAGUUUGAGGGUUUUUUCACGUGAGGUUGUAUAAGGUUCUUAGUCACAGUCAAUGUAUUACCUGCAGUAGAUGAUGGUCUGCACGUUCCCAGUUUGGAGAACCAGACACGCUCCAGUAAAACAGACUGCAGACGGGGUCUGUUGCAAAACAUAUUUUAACCACCUAAACGAAGGCCCACCCUAAAAAUGUUAUACCUGUUUAUGUGUCGUUUAACAGUUAACAGUUGUUUUAUUUGGCACUAUUUUUUGUCAACCGUAGAACUUACAUCUUCCUACGCACUAAUAUGCAUUGCGUGCUGCAGCAGAUCAGCUGUUUUGGUUUUGGUCAGUUAAUAGUUUUUGUAAGAGAUAAUAAAUACAAGAAAAUAAAAAUGAGUGAUUAUGGCAGCGAUGAUGAAAUGCCGCUCAAUAUGGAGACAAAAGGAUAUCUUUAUGAACCGGAAUAUACAGAAGAAUAACUUUUGCAGUUGGAGACUGAACAGGCUGAAAGAAAGAGAGGAAACUUCUGUGGAAAAUAGACCUCAAGAUGAAGCCCAAAAAAAGGGCCCGAGCUACCUGGUGGUGCUGCUGUGUAGACUGUAAACACAUACCUACAGACCAGGAGAACUACUGCUGCCAUGAGGGGACCUGGCUCUGUUUGGCUUAGACGAAAACAGCAGAUCUGCAGCGCUUAAACGUAGGAACAUGGAAGUUCUACGUUGAGAAAAAGAAGUGCCAAAUGAAACGGCUGUGGAUAGCAACAAAAACCAGUGGACAUAUCAUUAAUAUAGUGUACACAUAUACGGGUAUAACAUUUUAAGGGUGGGCCUUUAUUUAGGUGGUUAAAUAGUUUUGUGACAGGCCCUGUCUGCAGUCUGUUUAUUGUCUGGAGAAACAGAAUGCGUCUGGUUCUCCAAACUGGGAACAAACAGACCAUCAUCUACUGCAGGUAAUACACUAACUGUGGGUAAUUACCUCAUACAACCUCAGUUUUAAAAAAUCCAAAUUAUCCCUUUAAUUUGCCAUUACUUUAUCUGAAGUCUAAUUUAUGUUAAGCUGUCAAAUUCCAUCACCAUCAGAUAUCAGCUUGAUUGUCCAUUGUACUUUUUAAUUGUAACACUGCAGAACAUUUAUACACAUUGUGUUAUUAAAAUCUAUUUUAAAUGAUUGUGCAGUUUUGGUAAAAGUAUGGCAGUGGGAUUUUUUUCCUUUCUUUCUUGGCACUUGACUUGGGAUUGUGAAGCAUUUCCAUCAAAUACACAUAUACACAGAACUGAGCCGGCUUGCCUGUAUAGAAAUACAAUCUCAGCAGCCACUCUGAUUAACAGCAGCACUUGUGGACACUCUGUGAUAUAUUCUGGUUACUGUGCAAAUAUUACUGACAACAACUUCAAAAUGCUGUCGUGUUUUGAUUCUACAUCCUGAUUGUUCCAUCAAUUUCACUCAGUAGAAAAUCACCUCAGUAUGCAUCUGUAACUAUGUUUGAGCUAUGUUUAUGGGCAGGAGAAGAAUGUCAUUGUAAACUUACAUGUGUAAUUUCAAUGUACUGUAUGUUCAAUGAUUCACAUCACACUGGAUGUACCGUGUGUGUGUGUGUGUGUGUGUGUGUGUGUGUGUGUGAGGGAACGAGAGACAGACCGAAUUUUCCUCAUCAACUGGUUGAUCACAUAAUUGUGGUUAAAAGUUAUGUAAUGAAGGAUGUGUAUAGUGCAUUAAAUUACAGCUGUUGAAUUUUGUUGCAGAAUUAUUGACUUUAUCAAUGUAAGGUAAUAAAUUGUUUAAAAAAAAGUAUUGUGAGACACAUUUUGUGUUUCUUUCAUUAACGUCCUUCUCUGCUGGCCAGCAUGAUACUCUCUUUGAACAGUUUCAUGUGCAAUAAAUGUUUAUGUAUACUUGUAUAUGAAGAGGAUGCAUGUGGUCUGGGACUGGUGUAAUUUAUUUAAAAUAAAGAAAAAUGAUUUCUGCA
Centropristis striata (black sea bass) is the source of this 7762-nucleotide messenger RNA. RefSeq names its product formin 2b (gene fmn2b). Gene Ontology annotation, molecular function: microtubule binding. Gene Ontology annotation, cellular component: endoplasmic reticulum membrane; cytoplasm; actin filament. Lineage: Eukaryota; Metazoa; Chordata; Actinopteri; Perciformes; Serranidae. The coding region runs from base 294 to 4718 and encodes 1474 amino acids. The record is from RefSeq and is a predicted model, not a curated record. Gene Ontology annotation, biological process: actin nucleation; intracellular transport. The transcript is spliced from 20 exons.